Molecule: messenger RNA, 2555 nt
Organism: Bombina bombina (fire-bellied toad)
Lineage: Eukaryota; Metazoa; Chordata; Amphibia; Anura; Bombinatoridae
Gene: XBP1
Product: X-box binding protein 1
Cellular component (GO): nucleus
Molecular function (GO): RNA polymerase II transcription regulatory region sequence-specific DNA binding; DNA-binding transcription factor activity, RNA polymerase II-specific
Source: RefSeq, a predicted model, not a curated record
AGAUAUGCAUUGACAGAAAAGGAGCAGUCAGUAACUAAGUAUCCCUGUGACAGAGAGCUCCUCUACCCCCUCCCUAUACCCUAACCCCGUAAUAAACGCGCCCGGACAUGGUGGUCGUGGGAGCAUCCAAAGUCAUCUUUAUACCCGGGCAUCAGUCGGAACAGAGUGACUGUCAGACCGGGUCUCUGGGAGCCAUUAUGGUGCCAGUGCACAGCCCGGGUAGCCCGGAGUCAGCAAGCAGCGAACACCCCCCCAGGAAAAGACAGCGGCUCACACAUCUCAGCCCAGAGGAGAAAGCGCUCAGGAGGAAAUUAAAAAACAGAGUCGCAGCACAGACAGCUCGUGAUAGGAAAAAAGCCAGAAUGGGUGAACUUGAACAGCAAGUAGUGGAUCUAGAAAUGGAGAAUGAGAAACUCCUGAUUGAAAAUGAGAUAUUACGGGAAAAGUCACACAGCCUGGUGACAGAAAACCAAGAGCUACGACAGAGACUGGGCCUCUGUGCCCUGGAAGUUAAUGACGAGGAAGAGAUUGAGGUUCUAGUUAAGUCCAGAAUGGAUGAGGUCAGACUUGUGACCGGGUCCGCUGAGUCCGCAGCACUCAGACUACGUGCCUCUGCAGCAGGAGCAGGCCCAGAAGUCUCAGAACCUGACCAUAUCCACAUGGAUCCUGACAGCCCUGACUCUUCAGACUCUGAGUCUGAUCUCUUACUGGGCCUUCUGGAAAGCCUGGACACAGACUUGUUGCUUACCUGUGAAGGAACAUUGCCCUGGAGCCCACAGGAAGAGGUCAAAGGAGACAAAUCCGAUCCCAUACAAGCCUCCCCAUCUUCUCCUGUGGGGACCCCAUCAGCCAAGCUGGAGGCCAUUAAUGAACUGAUCCGUUUUGAUCACGUGUAUACCAAGCCUUUGGGCUCUGAACAAGAUUUAGAGCUAAGUAGUGAGCCAUGCAUUGUAGUUAAAAUGGAGGAAGCAACUUUUAGUCCAUCAACUGAUGACAUUACAGACUACCAAAAUUGCGUGAAACAGGAACCCCAAGAAGACGUUAUCCCUGAUGUUGGGAUGCAGAGCUUGCUGUCCUCUUCUGAGAACCACUUGGAGAAACCAGCAGGCAUCCUGGACACAGGCAGUGACUCUGGGUAUGAAGGAUCUGCCUCACCUUUCAGUGACUUGUCCUCUCCUCUGAACUCUGAUCACAUUUGGGAGGACUCCUUUACCAGUGAACUCUUUCCUCAGCUACUCAAUGUUCAUAUGCAUCCGAGCUGUCCCCCUUCACCUCCUAUUGAUGAUACCCUCUUCUGGGGUCACAGUACAGAUUUUGAAGAUGGUGAUUUCUAGUUAUUUAUCUGUAUUCCUCAGUAGCACUGAGAAACUAAAACUGCCAGACUAUUAGAGUUUCAUUCAUCUUAAUGUAUUUUCAUAUAAGUUUUGUUACCUCAGUACAAAAUGGUAUAAGUACAUGUGUAUUACCAUUUUAGGCUAAACUUAUUUGUGCUUAUUGUCUUGGCUUAAAAUAAUUAUUGCCAAGAAAAAAAGCUCUCUGCCAACCCGUACAUUCCCUGUACACAAAUUGAGCUUAAAUUGUUGUUUCAUGCUUAAGAUAUAUAGCAAGAUAUUCAAGUUUGCCAUAGUUAUUUUAAAUAACUUCAUCUACUUAAAAAAAUAAUAUAUAAUUUAUUUUUUAUUUAUUAAUUUAAUGUGUGCUUGUCAUACAAUUAUGCCACAUUAAACAUGGUGGAUACAAAUUCAUUAAAAGAAAUACAGCAAAAUGACACAGAAUAACACACGUUUUUACCCUUGACAGUCUGCUGAGUUAGACUCAAUGGAUGUGUGUAUCCAGGGUAUCAGAUAUGCGCUUCUGAACUGGACUUCAUUUGUAAUUUCAAAAGGCAUCAUACAAACCUAUACUGGGAUUAAAAAAAGUCAGACAUAGGAGUGUUUAAUUAUGAAGUAUGUGUGUAGAAUAUAAUAAACUGACAUUGGUUACUAUACAGUCACCUGGCAGUAAUGCAUAUUUGAAAAGCGUCAACAUUUAAUAUUCGUUUUUAUUUUAGAAGUCAACUUACUCCAGUUUUGUUCAGGUUAUUUUUUUAACUGUUAAAUUAUUAAAGAAACAAUAUUUUAUGGCAGGAAUUGUAGGAUUUCUACUAACUGAAAUGAUAAACACUAGUCCCUGCAUAUUUCAAACAAGUAUUGCUAAUAAUACUGGCUUUACAUUUUAGAACCAACAAUUUUGCUCCAAUUUAGGGAAUUAUUAACAAAGCAUUUAUGCAUUUGUUAAAGAAGCUUUUUAUGGUAGUUUUUGAGUGCUAUGGCACCUAUGUCCUGUAUAUAAUAGGUUAUACAGUUGGGGUAAAAUGCUUUGGAUUUAUAAAUUCAGCAAUGUACAGAAAUCUUAGAAUACCCCUAAUCAGAUGAUAUCUAUUUUAUGAAAACAAUAAAUUUACUAUGUAAAUGAGGCCAACUUAUAUAAUUUUCCUACCAUUUGUUCUAGCUUUUUAAGAAGUUGCUUUCUCCAUUUUAAUAUUUAAUAUUACAAUAAAAAAUAUGUCUUAUUGA